AUGAAGAAUCUUGGAAAUCAACCUCCAAUAAAUGAAUUAAUUGAAAAUACAGUCUCACACAUUUCAAAGUUUUCUUGGAAAACUACUGAAGGGAAAAUUUUGAAACUUUUUACAUGUGAAAAGGAAGGUCAGAGGCUCAUUUUCCUGAAAUUUUAAAUUUUUCCAGUGGAAAAUAACAACAUAAAAAAUCUUGGAAAUCAACCUCCAAUAACUGAAUUAAUUGAAAAUACAGUCUCACAUAUUUCAAAGUUUUCCUGAAAAACUAGUGGAGGGAAAAUUUUGAAACUUUUUGCAUGUAAAGAGGAAGGUGAGAAGCUC
This is a messenger RNA of Ceutorhynchus assimilis (cabbage seed weevil), 318 nucleotides long. The record is from the annotation of a GenBank genome assembly. Lineage: Eukaryota; Metazoa; Arthropoda; Insecta; Coleoptera; Curculionidae.